AUGCCUUCCUUUAACCCUUUCACCUCAGUAACAGGCCGCCAUGCCUUUACCCUCUUCGAUAUCCGCCUUGAGAGUGACUUUAUCGUCUUCCGCGGCAACGAGCAUGAGUCCUCCGGGCAGAUGCUCCAGGGCGUCGUCGCGGUCUGUGUACCCGGGCCAACCAAGAUCGAGGACAUCCACCUUCGGUUAACAGGCACACAACAUCUCUCAUGGAUCGACUCCAAGAUUACGCCGACAGGCAUCUCAAAUUCCAAGGUCGACAAGUCGACGGUCAUCUACCAGCACAGGUGGCCCUCUUUUAUGGGCACGCCUGGUAAGAGCAUGAUUCUGGAGAAGGGCAACUACGAAUUUCCAUUCGAGGUCCUCCUUCCUGGCGACACCGCCGAGAGUGUCGAAGGCAUGUCUGAAGGGAGCAUCGUCUACCGCCUCAAAGCCACGAUCGCGCGCGGCAAGCUGGCCUACGACAUGCACGCCUACAAGCACAUUCGCGUUGUGCGGACGCUCGAGUCGUCGGCGCUCGAGUUCCUGCACGCCAUGAGCGUCGAAAACAUCUGGCCCAACAAGGUCGAGUAUUCCAUCAUUGUGCCGCAAAAGGCCAUUGUCUUUGGCAGUGCCGUUCCGCUCGAGACGAGAUUCAGCCCUUUGCUCAAGGGCUUGGAAAUCGGCGAUAUCACGAUCAAGCUGCUGGAGAUCCACGAGAUAUUCUUGCAAGGCAACCACGGGCACCAUCUCAAGGAGCACAAGAAGGAGAGGGAGGUUGCCUCGUGGACCUUGUCGGUCACCAGGGAGGAGCAUUGGCACGACAUGAUUGAGGAUACCGGUCAAGAAGGCUGGAUGUUGAACACGCAGUUGGACCUGCCGCGGAAGCUGGGCAAGUGCAUGCAGGAUGCCAAUGUUCACGGCAUCAAGAUCCGGCACAAGCUCAAGAUGGUUGUAUCUCUGAAGAACCCCGACGGCCACAUCUCUGAGCUCCGAGCUACGCUACCUAUAACCAUCUUCAUCUCGCCCAAUAUCCCUCUCGAUGAGGAAGGAAACCUUCGAGGGCCCGCACAACAGGCUUCCGCAGACCCCGGACAGGCAAACUCAAUAGCGCCGCCAGGAUAUGGGGAGCAUGUUCUUGAUCAAUUGUACGACGAGGUGGAGAUCGCCGGUCUGCAGACCCCCGGCGUGCAGUCUGGCGUGAGCAGUCCUUUCUACGGCCAGUCGCGCAGCGGAUCGUCAGAGAACCUCGCGGCGAUGCUGAAUAGCAACAGCAUCCCAGUGCCGCCGGCAGCGCUGUCGUCCAGGCUAGAAGGCGUAUCGCAGAGCGUCGGCGGCAAUUCUCUGCACUCCAACACUUCUAUAUCUGGCUCCGGCUUUAACACGCCCUCUGCCCAACAUGUGCACGGCAUUGAGAGUGCCAGCACCUCGCCAGCCCAGUCGGCCCCGCUGUCGCGGCACAACAGCGGAGAAGAAGGUUCCGGGCAGGCCACGCCCGAGCACCUCGACUACCCGGAGAUGUCGGUGCUGUGCAAGGUCCCCAGCUACGCGACGGCCAUCAAGACCACGAGAGUGACACCGCUUGCCGUCUCGGAGCGCGUCCGACUGCCAGACUACCAGACGGUGAUAAGUGCCCCUACGACCCCGACGGCGGCCAGCGCCAGCCUGGCCGACCCGUUGACGCUCAUCCUGGAGGCAUCCAACGAGGACCAUCACGAUGCGUCGGCGCAGGGCCCACAGCGCCCUGCUUCCCUGCCGAGACGGCAGACAUCUCCGCUGACCAUGCUCGGCCACCAUCUUUCGCACGGCGACGCCGAUGAGCGGCAACGCCUUCACCUACUGCGGGCUCGGGAGCGAGUGGCUUAG
Molecule: messenger RNA, 1845 nt
Organism: Thyridium curvatum
Lineage: Eukaryota; Fungi; Ascomycota; Sordariomycetes; Thyridiales; Thyridiaceae
Exons: 4
Coding region: 1-1845 (614 amino acids)
Biological process (GO): ubiquitin-dependent endocytosis
Cellular component (GO): cytoplasm; cytosol; plasma membrane
Molecular function (GO): protein-macromolecule adaptor activity; ubiquitin protein ligase binding
Source: RefSeq, a predicted model, not a curated record